AUGCUAGAACUUGCUAAAGCGGGCAUUCAUAAGCCCAAGUUGUAUCUUAGUCUGUAUGCAGGUACUUCUCCUGAGCCAUGCACGUUUGCUCAAGCUUCCAAGUCUACUGAUUGGCAGCUUGCUAUGCAGAAAGAAUACGAUGCUCUUGCCCAAAACUCCACUUGGCAGCUAGUACUUCCUCCUCCCAAUGCUCAUAUUGUUUGCUGUAAGUGGGUUUACCAUCUCAAAUUACAUUCUGAUGGUUCUAUUGAUCGGUAUAAGGCCCGUCUUGUGGCCAAAGGUUACCAUCAAGCUGAAGGUUUGGAUUAUUUUGAUACAUUUAGUCUUGUUGUCGCGACUGCCACUAUCAAAGUUGUGCUACAUUUAGCUGUUAGUAAGGAUUGGCCUAUUCGUCAACAUGAUGUAUCUAAUGCCUUUCUUCAUGGUGAUCUUUUUUAA
Molecule: messenger RNA, 438 nt
Organism: Humulus lupulus (European hop)
Lineage: Eukaryota; Viridiplantae; Streptophyta; Magnoliopsida; Rosales; Cannabaceae
Exons: 1
Coding region: 1-438 (145 amino acids)
Source: RefSeq, a predicted model, not a curated record